AUGGCUAAACCACCUGCACUAGGAGUCAACAGGCCUGCUUUGGGGGAGAGCCGUGGCAACACGCGAGGAUUCUUGUCAGCCGAGCACUUGCAAGCUGUUGCGAGAAGCAACGUCGGAGAGAACAGUGCCAGAUCGCCUCCCGCUCGAGCUCUUGCGAUGCCAACGGACGGCGCCGCAUACGCACUCUCAGGAAGUCUUUCGCCCACUGCGCGUCCACCACCACCGCCACGACAGACUCCCAAGACAGGUGGCGUGCAACCUAAGCCACUGGCCGCAAAUCUGACCAAAGGCCCUGAGCAGAAGUCCAAGCCGAAACACACCUCGAUCGCGUCUCGCCCUCUGAGUGUGUCUCAGACAAGUGCGACGCAGGUCACGCCUAGACCCGAUCCCAAAGUCAAGCCUCUCUCCACUCCGCAUUCACUCACGGCUUCUCCCCGCCAGGGUGUAGGAGUGUCUCCGACACGUGCACCAAGCUCAUCGGCGCUGACAUCGUGUGAACAAAUUGCCAGUCAGGCGCAAGCUGGACAUAUCGCAAACACCUCAUCGAUGAGCCCUCCCUCAGCACCCGCGUCGACCACUCUUCAUCAUCAGAGCCCGGGACAAUCGCAACUCGAUCACCAUAGCGAAACUUCACAGCCCAACUUGGCGACGUCUGCACUCAGCGAUGCUUCCAUGCAGCCAAAUGCGACAGCUUUGACGUCCCACCAGACCACUGCCAACCAGCAAGCCGAAAUCAAACACGAACCUGCCCGCGGGCUCCAAUGGCAACAACAGCAGUCAGAAGCGCUUGGACAGAGCCCACAGGGUGCAGCUUCAGCUGUCUAUUCCAGCGCAGCAUCUAUCGGAGUGCUUGCACCUGUCGGCGGUCUAGAGACGCCUUGCUCUGAUCUGUCACCUCAACACGCGGUGCUGAGAUCUGCCGCCGCUAAUCCUGCUCAAGGAACGCGUGAGCAAGAUACAGCCGCACCCCUUUCCCCGCGGCCUCAUGUUGGCUCAUUCUACACUUCGCCAGACCGCACCCCAGAUGUGUCAGGUGUCACGAUCUCGUGCAAGCGCGAAGAGCACCACCAAGAACAGCAAGAGCAGGACGCAGGCUCACAACAAGGCCCAGACUCUUACGUGGCCGAGCAGUGGUCGGAGCACGACCGUGUGGUGCUGGUAAAUCAUUUGAAGGCGCAUCCCACAGAUCAGGCUCUAUUCAUACGCCAGUGUGCGGUUGCUGAGGGUCAUCCGUGGUGCAUGAGUAUUGCACAUCCGGCAUAUCAAGCGUAUCGAUCCUUGGUAAUCUGGAGAGCUAUAGCGCCGCAUUGGGAAAGUGCUCGCGCACCGAAGAGGGAAACCUUUUUCACGACUGUCCUCACACAGGUGGGGUACCUUGAGAGGUUGGUAGAUGAUGUGCUGCAAAAUCUACAGGUUUCAUCGCGCAAGCUCAGUCUCAGCCAGAUUCAGCAGGCGGCCUCGUCGGCUCCCACUCAACACAUGCGGAUACUUCUAGAGACAGAUGCUCAUAUUCUAGAGGGAAAGGAAUCGCAAUUUUCUUGGCUAGCCGAUUUCCGCACUAUGCAACUGGCUGGACCUCCGCAAGCCGACGUCAGCUCCCCAAACACAUCAUCAGCGGACCAUCCUGGCCUAGCAAACCUGACGAUGCCCCGGGCCGGCGCGCACAGUCAGCGCUCUCAAUCAGCACCUCUCACCCCGCAGCCCGUCAAGCAUGAAGACAGCCAUCUCCCCCAAGGACAUUACUCUGCUCGUGCGCAAUGUUCAGGCCUACCCCCAUCCGAUGCAGAGAGGCUUCAAUCAAUCGAGGGUUCAUCGAGCAGUGUCGCGAGAGACAACAUAGUUACAACGAACCCUGCUACGAAUUGGAUGGUGAGUUCGGUGCCCCACGAAUCAAACACACACAUACUGACCUGAGCUUCAGUCUCUUUCGCAGUAUCCCACAAGUAAUGCCACAAGUAAUGCGGCGGCCGCGAGCUGCCUACCACCGCCGACGACUGCCAUUCCGCAGACUCAUCACCAUCCUGCUCCUGUCCUUCACCACGCUGUAAGUGACGUGCGUCGACCAGGCCUCGAUGCGCACACUCAUGCUUUCUAGCCCUUUGUGGUUCCAGGAUGAGCUUGAGCAGGCGCGCGAGUCUCUCAGGAAGGAGAUGACCAUGGCAUUUCAAGCACAGACUGACGCAAUGAAACGUAAGCUGCGAGAAGAGAUUUCUGCUGAGCUCCAAGAAGAGCACGCCAAGAAGUAUCAGCGCAUCGAGCAUCAACCACAACCACGCGAGCAGGCAAGCCCAGACGACGAGGCUCCACCCGAGCAAAACACCUCUCAUCAGCAGGACGAGCUGCAAGGAGUGCCGAAUCGAUAUCAGUCGCAGUCGGCCGAGUCUGAGCAGCUCAGACGCGCAGACGACAUUGCUAGGGGAGAGGCGAUCAAAAAGAGGGACGACGCUCAGGCAUUGAAGCUUUCCACCUUGGAGCAGAGCUUGCAAGAGAAGGACAAGACGAUAGAGUUCCUGCAAGAAGAGCACAGUCGCUCCAGAGAGUAUUUCACAAAGAAAGUUGUCGGCUUGGAGCUGCACAAGGACAAGGUCGAGCGAGAGCUUAAAGAGCUCAAGGGUCGUCUGGCACGAGGAGCAUCGACAAAAUCGUUCGACUGUUCCAAUUUCGACCGCAAGGGGUCGCCUGACGCGCGUCCGAGCUUGGGCUUAUAG
Ceraceosorus bombacis is the source of this 2708-nucleotide messenger RNA. The record is from the annotation of a GenBank genome assembly. NCBI's taxonomy places the organism in Eukaryota, Fungi, Basidiomycota, Exobasidiomycetes, Ceraceosorales, Ceraceosoraceae.